AUGGAUGAUAAUCAAAAGUAUUUGCUACCGUUUGCGUUUAGCAAAGCAUCGUCUUUUAAUGACCACAAUAGUCUCAAUACAACCCCAAGGCAUAGAUCGGAAAUUGACGAAAAUGCUAGCAGCUUUUACCACACACGCAAUACAUCAGAAUUAAAUCUGCUGACUGUGAAAAGACCAAGGCCCAAAUUGAAAACCAACCCGCCAUCACUUAAACGGCGAAUGGGUGAGAGUUUUAAUGACAAGGACGAUGUGAAAAAAUUGGAUUUUGGUAAUAGACAAUAUUUUGAGACCCAACCUAGAUCAAGGUGCCGAGAAAAUGAUUUUUACGAGAGAGGCAACAACAACAGCAAGGUCGAAAUAGAAGACGAAGGAGGCGAAGAAGGAGUGGGAGUUGACAAUGACAAUGACAACGAUGAUGAUGAAGAGGAAAAAGAAGAGGAAGAGGAAGAAGAAGAAGAAGAGGAAGAAGAGGAAGAACCUACAAUGAUUGAUUCAUCUGAGCGCGAACCGAACCCAAUAUUGCCUCCUAGCAGCCCUCCCAACGAUAAUGAUUACAGCAGCCCCAACCCGGCUCCAUUGAUGUCUGAAUUUGAUUUUUGGACAAAUCCAACCACAAGUUUUCAAGUACCCAAAUCUCCAAAACAACAACAUCAACAACAACGACAACAUGCAACGGAACUGAAAACUUCUCCUCAUAAGCCAAUUAGCUCGGAUGCUGAUUUUGGAAUUGAUAGAUUCAACAGAUUUAGAGGCAGUUUCAAUGAAGUGAAGUCAAAAAAUAAGAACCAAAAUUCUUUUUCAACCACAAGUGAUGCUGGACGUGAUAAAAAAGCAGGGCCAGGAAAAAGAAAGGGGAUUGAAAAAAAUGCCAAAAACUUUUUUGGAGCAGCAGAAGAAGAAAAUGUUGAUGAUAAGGAUGAGGAUGAUGAGGAUGAUAAUACGGAUGAUGAAGCAACUAGAAUAGCUCGAACAAGAGCAUUUAACAGAGCGAGAGAUAUACUUCUUGAUGCUUUCGAAAAUGCACAAACAGUGAUAGAUUUAAACUCUAUGGGGUUGGACCAAGUCCCCGAUGAAAUCAAAGAUUUGAACAAUUUGGUCAUCAUUCCAGGGCUCACUACCGGAUUCAAUUCUUUGGUUGAAUCUCAGUACCAGCUAUACCUCACUAAUAAUAGUAUCUACGAUCUUGCUCCUUCGUUAUUCAAAUUUACCAAAUUGCAGGUGUUGUCAUUAAGGCAAAAUAAACUCACCUCUAUCCCGCCACUUAUUGCCAAUCUAGCAAAUCUAAGUGACUUGUCAAUCAGUUCAAAUAGAAUUGAAUUUCUACCCAGCCAAGUGUUAAACCUACCCAAAUUAAAAAAUCUCACUACGGGACCUAACCCAUUUAUCAAAGUACCUGAGGAUGCCAUAAUAAUUCCAAAAAAAGAAAACAAUGAUGAUUCAUUUUUGUCAGUUCUGACACUGCAUACGCUGUAUUUGCUGCCACUGUCACACCUGCAAGAACUGCAACUGCAACUGCAACCGCAACAGCAGUUUGCCCCAUCACUGUGCGCUGCGAAAGCUCAAAUAAGAGCAAGAACCACAAUUAAAUACUUGACCACGAAAACUAGAAAGGUAGUUUCUCUCCGAUCAUUGUGUCUCAAUGUUAUAGCCAAGUACGAUGUUUCAUACCAAGAAACACAAAUAUGGAAGAAAUCUACUCCCAAAAUAUUUCAUAGUACUAUUGCAAAAGCUAUUAGAAAAGGUAAGUUUAUGGACAAGUGCAACGAGUGUGACUUGAUAGUUGUUGAGCCAAUGGCAGAAGUUAUGGAAUGGUGGGAUAUACUACAGAAUAAAAAUGUCCCAAUUCGACGACAGUUUUGCUCUGACCAUUGUGUUCAAAAGUACUUACUAAAUAAAGAAGAAGCUAGUAAUUUCUAA
Messenger RNA from Lodderomyces elongisporus, 1917 nucleotides. RefSeq lists its product as uncharacterized. The transcript has a single exon. Gene Ontology annotation, molecular function: protein binding. The record is from RefSeq and is a predicted model, not a curated record. Bases 1 to 1917 code for a protein of 638 amino acids. NCBI's taxonomy places the organism in Eukaryota, Fungi, Ascomycota, Pichiomycetes, Serinales, Debaryomycetaceae.